This is a messenger RNA of Cuscuta epithymum, 1834 nucleotides long. NCBI's taxonomy places the organism in Eukaryota, Viridiplantae, Streptophyta, Magnoliopsida, Solanales, Convolvulaceae. The record is from the annotation of a GenBank genome assembly.
GAACAAUUGCUAAAGUUACAGUACAAUACAUUCUCUUUUCAUCCCACCACUCAACGCCCCGGUAAGCUCAUUUCAAUUUUAGCCGUAUUCAUCGAUACACCCCGCAUGGUCGAAAGAAUGGUGUACAAAACGAAGCUAUGCGUGCUCUAUCAGAAGGGCCAUUGCCACCGCCAGAGCUGCAACUUUGCUCACGGUGACGCAGAGCGACGCCGAUUCUCCGGUUCCUUCGAUGGUAGGAGAGACCGUCGUGGUCAUGACCUGAGAGAAAAGCUUGAUAAGAGAUAUUCUCCACCGCGUAGAUACUCUCCUAGACGAAUUAUAAGUGGAAGACAUGCAUCAUAUGGUGACAACCCAUUAAAAUCUCCUGAGAAAAGGAGUGUAAAAAAACGCCAAAAGAGGCAGCAGCCAGAUGGCCAGAGUGACUUCUCUGGAAGUCUGCAAACAUCAAAUGGGACCGGAGAUUACUUGAGGGACAAGAACUGCGUGUCCUCUGAUCCCAAAGACAUCCAUAAGAUAAGGGAAUUGCAUUCCGAAAUAAAAAAGCUGGAAGACCGGAAAAAAGGAUUGGAGGUCUACCUGGAAGAUAGAUCCCAAGAGGCAGAAAAUCUGACCUUUAGAGUUAAAGAUCUUGAAAUAGAGUUGAUAAAAGAAAAUGAGGAGUGUAAAAGGAUUACAAGCAAAAUUAAGAAGUUUACUGAAGCACAUAAGCGUCUUUCUCAUUUACACGAUGAAGUCAAGAGGUCAGAUGCUCAACUUCAAAAGCUUGGUGAAAAACUGAUCUUAAAUGCUAGUGGUGCAAGCGGAGAUGAUUUAAGUUUAAAUGCAGUAACAGAUGGAGAAGCUAAAAGUAUUUGUCCCACUAUCUGUGGCAACAUGAAAAAUAACAUCUCCCCACAUAAGAAAAGGUCACAAGUGAACGUGGCAGAUGGGGAGUCACCAAGUCAAGGUAAUGAGAAGAUAAAAUUGGGAGAUAACCCUUCUCGAAGAAAUAUGCUUCAGAUUCAAUAUAGUAAUGAGAAGAAAACGAAGGCAGAUAUUAAUAGCAAAAGUAGUUCCCAGAAUACUGAAUAUGAAGAAAGACCUAAAGGCUGGGGAAAUAUUUCUCCUAACAGGAGAAUAGUAGAAAAGGCCAAGGGUGUUUCUGAUGCUGCUUCCCUUUUGAUGCUGCCUUCGACAGGAAUGGCAGCUCAUGCAACGGAUGAAGUAGAUGUUGAAGUUGUUGAAAUGGAAGAAAAAUAUGAUAUGCUUGAAGAUUCUUCUACAGUAGUGGCUGAAGAGGCUGUUUAUGAUGAUAGAAAGUUGCUUUAUCUACCACCCCCCACCACCGCUUCCAACCUAUAAGAAUUCUCUGUCACAGUUCAAUGGUGGAGAUGAGAAUGUAGACGUAGAUGGGGGUGACGAAGAGACAGCUGAGGUGGAUAUAAUUUAAAAAACGUCUCCCAGUUCGAGGGUGAAGAUGAGAAGGUAGACGUAGAUUAGAUGACAAAGAGACAGCUGGGGUGGAUCCGUGGAUAUAAUAUAAUUUAAAUUAUUGUCUUAGCUCUGAUGCUUCUAACUUUAUUGUGGUAUAUAUACUCCUAGUUUUGGGCAUGGCCAUCUUAUAUUUACUUAUUAGUUGGACUAGAGAAACUCACAAAACGAGUCUUGUGCAUGUUUAGGGGGUUCGGUACGAUAUACUGAAUAUUUUCUUUCAUACCUUUGCCAUACCAAAACUUUCGGUAUACAAAAUUUAUAUACCGUUACCUUACCGAAGUUUCGGUAUACCGCAUUUCGGUAUACCAAAGUUUCGGUUCGGUAACGGUACAAUAUCAGUAAAUUACCAUGCAUGUCUCCC